This is a messenger RNA of Papilio machaon (common yellow swallowtail), 1642 nucleotides long. RefSeq names its product tRNA pseudouridine synthase A (gene Pus1). Bases 143 to 1636 code for a protein of 497 amino acids. The transcript is spliced from 8 exons. Gene Ontology annotation, cellular component: nucleus. The record is from RefSeq and is a predicted model, not a curated record. Gene Ontology annotation, molecular function: pseudouridine synthase activity; RNA binding. NCBI's taxonomy places the organism in Eukaryota, Metazoa, Arthropoda, Insecta, Lepidoptera, Papilionidae. Gene Ontology annotation, biological process: tRNA pseudouridine synthesis; mRNA pseudouridine synthesis.
AAUGACAGUUGAAUUUUUGACAUAAAGAAAAUCAAGGGAGAGAUAACAAUGUCAGGAAGUUUAUAGAUUUAUUUUCGAAAUAAAACAAAUAUUACUGACAAAAGUAACUUUAAAGUGUCUGCUCUUUAAUGUUGUUGUAGGUAUGUCCUUAAGAUUAUUAACUUCGUUUGUAUGUACCGUAAGACAGACUCUGCCGCGACAUACCAUAGCAAGAUCAGGCUUCCAAAUAAGAGCUGUAACAGGAAUGGAGGCAGCAACUCAAACAGACCCUAAAAAUGUUAUUGAAAUUGAGGCGGCAACACAAACUGAAGCCGAUAAACUUGUCCGUGAUAAAAAAUUCACGCGUUAUAUGCAACGUAAUAAGCGUCAAUGGGAAGAUGAAAUUAAGGAUAAAAAAGAAGAUGGUGAGACAGAUGGAAAGAAACCGUGUGAUGCUCCAUUUGAAAGAAUAAAAAGGAAGAAAAUGGCAAUGCUGUUAGGUUAUUGCGGAGUUGAUUACUAUGGUAUGCAACGGAAUCCUGGAGUGAGGACUAUUGAAGAGGAUCUGAUGAAGGCACUGUUUGAGGCAAAGUAUAUAACGGAGGAGGACUUUGUUAACCAACAAAAUGCCCAAUUCCAGAGGAGUUCCAGAACUGACAAAGGUGUUUCCGCAGCACGACAAGUUGUCUCACUUAAGUUACCUCUGGAAAUUGACAUAGAGGAAAUCAAUAAACGUUUACCGGAAAACAUUAAAGUAUUUGGUGUGAAAAGAGUCACAAAUAAGUUCAACUCUAAGAUCAAAUGCAACGCACGAACAUAUAGCUAUACUCUUCCAACAUAUGCUUUUGAAUCUGAUUUUGUUAAUGAUGAGGAGAAGAAGUUAUACAGAAUAACGGAGGACAAAUUGAAAGCAGUUAAUGAUGUAUUGGCUUUUUAUAUAGGAACGAAAAGUUAUCACAACUUUACAGAAAAGAAACAUUACCAAGAUCCUUCCGCAUCCAGAUAUAUGAUGAGCUUCACUCUGGAUAGAGUGUUUGUUGAUUCUGAAUGGGAGUUUGCCGAGUUAUUGGUGAAGGGCCAAAGUUUUAUGCUCCACCAAAUCAGGAAGAUGGUCGGUCUGAUGAUUGCAGUUGUGCGAGGACACACAGACAUCUCUACAUUAGAAAAGGCAUUCGGCAAAGAUAAAGUCAUGAUCCCAACUGCGCCUGGUCUAGGACUAGUUCUGGAUAAGGUACACUAUGAAAGAUAUGACGCAAAAUUCAAAGACAGCCAUGACAGUCUCACUUGGGAAGCUGAAGAGGAUUCGGUUCAGACAUUUAAAAGGGAAAAAAUAUAUCCUAACAUAGUCAAAGGUGAAAUUGAAGAUAAAUCUAUGGCAUUUUGGCUUGAGAAACUGAACAAACACAACUACGAGCCAUCUGAUGAUGUUCCUAGUGAAAAGGAGAUGGAAAACGAACAAGAGUCUGAUGAUGAAGAUGAGAAGGAGAACGAUGACUUUGACAAAGUAAAUGGUGAAGUUGCUAAAGAAAAUGGUGAUGAAGUUGAUAAAGAAAACGGUGAUGUAGUUGAUAAAGAAAAUGGUGAUUCAGUUGAGAUGAAUGUUGAUGAAGUGAAAGAUGAUGAUAAAAUUAAUGUCAUUGAUGAAAAAAAUAAUUAAGUAAAC